Messenger RNA from Hippocampus zosterae (dwarf seahorse), 4646 nucleotides. Its product is annotated as rho GTPase-activating protein 29-like. Bases 247 to 4146 code for a protein of 1299 amino acids. The transcript has 22 exons. The record is from RefSeq and is a predicted model, not a curated record. Gene Ontology annotation, biological process: signal transduction; activation of GTPase activity. Gene Ontology annotation, cellular component: cytoplasm. Gene Ontology annotation, molecular function: GTPase activator activity. Lineage: Eukaryota; Metazoa; Chordata; Actinopteri; Syngnathiformes; Syngnathidae.
GGACUGAUUUGGGAGUUGCUUGCUUGGGCUGCAGUGCAGCGAACACGUACAGUCACGAGCCUCCGUUGUCCACUUUUUGCUCUUUUAAAGUAGUAUUCUUCCCACCUCGAACUGGAAUAUUAUUUUUCUAAACGUUGUUUGGAUAUCUUUGCUACCAUGUCCAAAGAGUGCUGGCCAGGGGAAGCCAUUGAGCGUCUGGGUGGCUGUUUAGUAGAGUAGCUCCCCGCUUCUGACCUCGCUGCCAGGAUGCUCCGUAAGAGCAGCGAAGGCGGCGGCGUAAAGCGGGGUCAUGCUUCUGCGGCGUCCAGACAUCACUCCGAUUCCCUGAUGGGCUCCACCAAGACCUGGGAUGUCGGCCACAGGCGGCACUCCCACAACCUGCUGAGUGAUGGUGCAGAUCCAUCGGUGUCUGCGUCAUGCCCGCCCGGAGUGGACCCGGAGUACGUGAUGAUGCUGGUGAAUGACGUCAGGUGGUUUGCCAACGUGCUACUGCACCUCAAGGAAGCCUUCCAGAGUCCAGAGGGCUCGCAGGCUUUCCAACAGGUGGUCCAGGAGCGUCUGGCCGAGCUGCUGCGCGUCCUGAAGGCCGUCAUCGCCAAACACCAGGCCCUCAACUCGGUGGACAUCCUGGGCAAGGCGGGCACACUCAUCGCCAAGGUGAAAGGCAUCAACUUUGACGACGUCAGAUCAGAAAACCGAGACGGAACGUUUGGCGAGAUUCAUGCGUCCAUCGACACCUUGGCGUUCACAUUCGGCAAUGUAGUUUCUGACUUCCUUAUGGGAGAUGUGGACAAUGGCUCAGGGUUGGGGACCCCCCAGACCAGAAGAAGCAGGUCUUUCGACAACCUCGCUGCGGAUCCCGAGGACUACGCGGCAGAGAAGAACGACCUCGCCGGCCCAGACGUUCCUCUUUCCCGCGAGGAGGAGGUGGACCUGAUACUGCUGAAGCAUGAUAGCGGGGUGGAGUCAGCCCUGCUCUACGCCAAAGCCUGGUCCAAGUAUAUUAAAGACCUGCUGGCCUGGAUGGAUAAAAGGGUGACCAUGGAUGCGGAGUGUGCUAAGAGCUACGCCAAACUGGCCGAGUCGGCCAAGUCGCUGGUGACGCAGCAGGAAUACAUGCCCUUUAGUGACGUCUACAAUUCCACCUUCAAGAACGAUGUGGAAUAUAACCAACUUCUUCUGCAAACCGCCAUGGCCUUGCAGACCAAUAAAUUCAUCCAGCCUCUCCUGGGCCGUAAGAAUGAACUGGACAAACUGAGGAAAGACCUCAAGGAGCAGUGGCAGAAGGAGCAGAAAAAAAUGCACGAGGCAGACGUGAGCCUGCGAAAGGCUCGGGCGCUGAAGGCCCAGAGGCAAGAAGAGUAUCAGAAGGUCCGCUCGUCCACCAGCCGCUCGGUGGAGGAGCAGCCCGGCGCCGUCAAUAAGCAGCUAGAGAGGAACAGGAAGUUGCUGGAGGAGGCCCUGCAGAGGGCUGAGGAGGCACAGGAACAAUACCAGAACAGCAUGGCUGACGCGGGCGUCAGGAGGAUGGACCUGUCCAAUGUCAAACGCACCAUCCUCACCCAGAUCAGAGAGACCGUCUUCCAGUGCGACCUCACGCUCAAGGCGGUGACAGUCAAUUGGUUCCAGAUGCAACACGCGCAGAUGGCGUUGCUUCCCGCCCACCUCCAGGCACUGAGUGACGGCGCCAAGCUGUACGAGCCCGGCGAAUGCUACUCUGAGUUUGUGCGCCGCCUGCCGCGACAUCUGCCCAGAGACCGUGUGCACUCUGACUCGGUUUCUUCAGACGGUGCCAGGUUUGUGUUUGCCAAGCGGUCGGUGGGCAGCAGCCACUCCUCCCACGGCAACCUGUCCCAGGCCUCCCUCACCUCCUGCGACGUUCUCAGCGGCGACGAGGUGGACAGCCCCCUGCACCGCCGGCCGGGGAUCGCCGCGCGCCGCUCCAACAGCAGCACUGACAUUCCAGAGUCGAGGAACCAGGCGCCGCCGAGCCGAGCCUGGACCUCCGGAAGUCCGGGUAGCCAAGGCGGGAUGUGCAGUGACUCGGAGAGUGCGGGGGGCAGCAGUGAGUCCAGGUCUAUGGACUCCCCUUCUGCCAGUCCAGGUGAUUUCAAGCGACGUCUGCCCAGAACUCCCUCCACUGGCACCAUGUCUUCUGCUGACGACCUGGAUGAGAGAGAACCCCUCUCACCUUUGGACAAUGGUCUGGCCGAGAUGGUGACGGAGACGGCCAGCUCUCCCGGGCCCUUCCGGAACGCUCAGAUGUCCAAAGCGGCGCAGACGCACAAACUCAGGAAGCUCCGAGCGCCGUCCAAGUGCCGCGAAUGCGAUAGCCUGGUGGUCUUCCACGGAGCCGAGUGCGAGGAGUGUUCGCUAGCCUGCCACAAGAAAUGUCUGGAGACGCUGGCCAUCCAGUGCGGCCAUAAGAAGCUGCAGGGCAAGCUGCAGCUCUUCGGCAUCAACUUCGCCCAGGCGUCCAAAAACAGCGCAGACGGGAUCCCCUUCAUCAUCAAGAAGUGCACCUCUGAAAUCGAAAGCCGCGCUCUCAACAUUAAGGGCAUUUACCGCAUGAAUGGCGCCAAGUCCCGCGUGGAGAAGCUGUGCCAGGCCUUUGAGAACGGCAAAGACUUGGUGGAGCUGUCGGAGCUGUCGCCGCACGACAUCAGCAACGUGCUCAAGCUCUACCUGAGACAGUUACCGGAGCCGCUGAUCCUGUACCGCUACUACAACGACUUCAUCGGCUUAGCCAAAGAGUACCAGCGAGUGGUGGUGGAGAAGGCCCAGGAGAGAGAGACCGACAAGCCCGGCGGGGCCGCCGUCCGCCUCAACCGUGUGGUCCUCCGCAUCCGGGACUUGCUCCGCCAGCUGCCCGCCGCUAACUACCGCACGCUACAUUUCCUCGUGGCGCACCUCAACAGAGUGGCAGAACAGGCAGAAGAGAACAAGAUGACGGCGAGCAACCUGGGCAUCAUCUUCGGCCCCACGCUGGUGAAGCCGCGGCAGGCGGAGGCCGAGGUGUCCCUGUCCUCCCUGGUGGACUACCCGUACCAGGCCCUCAUGGUGGAGCUGCUGGUGCGACACUUUCCGCUGGUCUUUGACGCCCCGCCGUCGAGCGAGUCGGAUGCCGCCGCCGCCGCCGCCGCCGCCAGCCAGACGUCGCCUGUCCUCACACCCCAGGAAAAGCUGCAGCGCCUCAGCAGACAUUCUGCCUCUCUGACGGACAUUAAAGAGAGCGCCAAAGUGUACAAGAGGUUCUCCUCCGUCAUCCCAUCCUCGCACAUCCUGGACGAGGUCCAGGAGGUCCAGCCGGGAACCGACCGGACGGACUCCUCGGACGGCGUCAACGGUGUGGAUGAGGUAGCGGGCCCGCGGCGGUCCGGGCCAGCUUUGGACCGCGCCGACCCCGCGACCGCGUCGGCCACCCUGGCGUCGAUGGUGCAGCUCCGAGCCCAUCGCGCCCGAUCCUCGUCCCGACCCAUCAGCCUCCCCGCGACUGCGGAGUCCGCCGACCCGCCGAAGGAAACGGCGGGAGAGGAGCCGGCAGAAGCUCGCGCCGGCUCGUCGCGGGUCAGCGCGUACUACAUCACGCCAUUUAUCGACACUCGGGCCAUGCAGCGGCGGACGUGGGACAGGAAAUACAGACAUUACGACGUCACACCCAGGACCGCCAUGAUCGUGGCUAAGCUGCCCGCCGCCAGCGCCGCCGCCGCCGUGCCGGCCCCCGCCGGCACCGUCAGCACCGUGUUCCCCAACAACCCCUACGCCGUGUCCGUCAAACCCGCCUGGACGUCCGAGCGGGACGAGCGGCCGUCGUCCGGCUCAUUGUUGACGCUCAGACCCCCGAGGACUCUGCAGCCCCCGCCGGGGACUUUCUACAAGCCCCCCGUCGGCAGGGCCGGGACGCUCCCCAACCGGACCGCUACCGCCGCCCCCACCGCGCCCCCCAGCCCGCCGCGCGGCCGCCUCCAGACGCAGGACUCCACCGACAGCGCCAUCGACGCCGGGGCGGCUUCCCUGUCCCCCCCGCAGUCGCCGCCCCCCGGCAGCCCAGACGACCCGGACCCCGGCGAGACCAAGGCCAUCUACCAAAGACUGCGAUCUCGGCGGCUCCAGGAACUGGAGCACAGGGAGGCCCAUUUUGUCUGAGAAGUUUGAUCCUGCCGUCAAAAGCGGCCCGAGUGCUAAUAUAUUCCCCAAACUUCACUUUUAUUCCUUCUUUGUGUCCCCCCCCCCCCCCCCCAAGUUUUGCUGGCAUCCUGCAAUGCACUUAAGCAGCUUUUAUACUCGGAACGUUUAAGCUAAAUGUGUUUGUAGCCCUUUAAAUGGUGUCGCGUUGUUUUCUUACAAAGAGUGGAUGGGCCACACGGAAAAGAAAAACUGCUUCCAUUUUUUUAAAGAGAGAGAAAGAGAGAGGAAAAAAAUCAAUUUCAAAUUUUGGGCAAGAAAUUUAUCCUUUUGUAUUUUUGGGAGGAAAAAAAAUGGGUUCAUUUUUGUGUGUGUAUUUUUUUUCAGAAGAAAUGUCAUUCUGUUUGUCGAUGGAAAAAAAUGUAUUUGUGAAAAAGAAGUUCAAUGAUUUGACAUUCGUUUUUUCAUCAUAAAAAAAAAGCAAAUAUUUUUUCUGAGAAAAUAAAGGAAUGGAUAAUGAA